AUGGUGGAUGGUCUUGUAUCAGCGGUCAGAGCACAGCUAGUAUAUAACAGUAAUAUGGUGGAUGGUCUUGUAUCAGCGGUCAGAGCACAGCUAGUAUAUAACAGUAAUGUGGUGGAUGGCCUUGUAUCAGCGGUCAGAGCACAGCUAGUAUAUAACAGUAAUAUGGUGGAUGGUCUUGUAUCAGCGGUCAGAGCACAGCUAGUAUACAACAGCAAUAUGGUGGAUGGUCUUGUAUCAGCGGUCAGAGCACAGCUAGUAUAUAACAGUAAUAUGGUGGAUGGUCUUGUAUCAGCGGUCAGAGCACAGCUAGUAUACAACAGCAAUGUGGUGGAUGGCCUUGUAUCAGCGGUCAGAGCACAGCUAGUAUACAACAGCAAUAUGGUGGAUGGCCUUGUAUCAGCGGUCAGAGCACAGCUAGUAUACAACAGCAAUAUGGUGGAUGGUCUUGUAUCAGCGGUCAGAGCACAGCUAGUAUAUAACAGUAAUAUGGUGGAUGGUCUUGUAUCAGCGGUCAGAGCACAGCUAGUAUAUAACAGUAAUAUGGUGGAUGGCCUUGUAUCAGCGGUCAGAGCACAGCUAGUAUAUAACAGUAAUAUGGUGGAUGGCCUUGUAUCAGCGGUCAGAGCACAGCUAGUAUACAACAGCAAUAUGGUGGAUGGCCUUGUAUCAGCGGUCAGAGCACAGCUAGUAUAUUAUCGCAGUAUGGUACUCCGGUGA
Messenger RNA from Liolophura sinensis, 717 nucleotides. RefSeq lists its product as uncharacterized. The record is from RefSeq and is a predicted model, not a curated record. Lineage: Eukaryota; Metazoa; Mollusca; Polyplacophora; Chitonida; Chitonidae. The transcript has 2 exons. Bases 1 to 717 code for a protein of 238 amino acids.